Messenger RNA from Colius striatus (speckled mousebird), 4539 nucleotides. RefSeq names its product WNK lysine deficient protein kinase 4 (gene WNK4). Gene Ontology annotation, biological process: positive regulation of sodium ion transmembrane transporter activity; renal sodium ion absorption; negative regulation of sodium ion transport. Gene Ontology annotation, molecular function: potassium channel inhibitor activity; protein serine/threonine kinase activity; chloride channel inhibitor activity. NCBI's taxonomy places the organism in Eukaryota, Metazoa, Chordata, Aves, Coliiformes, Coliidae. Gene Ontology annotation, cellular component: cytoplasm; cytosol. Bases 83 to 3907 code for a protein of 1274 amino acids. The transcript is spliced from 20 exons. The record is from RefSeq and is a predicted model, not a curated record.
CACGCGCCGGGGCUCGGCGGUCGGUCCUGGCUGGGGGGCCGGGGCGGCACCGGCUGCGGCAGCCUCGGACCGCGCUGAGCCGAUGCUGGCGACCGAGCCCGCGGCUGCCGGAGCCAUGUCCCAGCCCGAGGCGGAGCGGGCUGGCGGCGGCUCGGCACCGGAGCCGGAGCCGGAGUCGGGGCUACCCGGGCGGGCCCCGCACCGCGACCGGCGGUCCUCGGGGCGCGACUCCCGCCGCGCCUCCUCCCGCUUCAACCGGCGGAGCUCGGCCGAGCUGGAGCUGCUGUGCUACCCGCCGCCGGGAGAAGGAAGCGAGGAGUCACCGCUGCCGCCCGCUGCCACCGGGAGCCGGGAGCCGGAGGAGACGGAGAGCGAGGAGGUGGAGACGCGCGCGGUCGCCACCUCCCCCGACGGCCGGUUCCUCAAGUUCGACAUCGAGAUCGGCCGCGGCUCCUUCAAGACCGUCUACAAGGGGCUGGACACGGAGACCACCGUGGAAGUGGCUUGGUGCGAGCUGCAGACACGGAAGCUGUCAAAGGCAGAGCGGCAGCGGUUCAGGGAGGAGGUGGAGAUGCUGAAGGGGCUGCAACAUCCCAACAUCGUCCGUUUCUACGACUCCUGGAAGUCAUCCGUCAAAGGCCAGAUCUGCAUCGUACUAGUCACAGAGCUCAUGACAUCCGGCACCUUGAAAACCUACCUGAAGCGGUUCAAGGAGAUGAAGCUGAAGGUGCUCCAGCACUGGAGCCGGCAGAUCCUCAAAGGGCUGCAUUUCCUGCACACCCGCUCGCCCCCCAUCAUCCACCGAGACCUCAAGUGUGACAACAUCUUCAUCACUGGUCCCACUGGCUCAGUUAAGAUUGGUGACCUGGGCCUGGCCACGCUCAAGCGAGCUUCGUUUGCCAAGAGUGUCAUAGGCACCCCUGAGUUCAUGGCACCAGAAAUGUAUGAGGAGAAGUACGAUGAGGCAGUGGAUGUCUACGCCUUUGGGAUGUGCAUGCUGGAGAUGGCCACCUCGGAGUACCCCUACUCUGAGUGCCAGAACGCUGCCCAGAUCUACCGCAAAGUCACUUCGGGACUGAAGCCCAGCAGCUUCUACAAGGUGAAGGUGCCAGAGCUGAAGGAGAUCAUCGAGGGCUGCAUACGCAUGGACAAGAACGAGAGGUACACCAUCCAGGACCUGCUGGAGCACUCCUUCUUCCAGGAGGACACAGGAGUACACGUGGAGUUGGCCGAAGAGGACGAUGGCAUCAAGUCUGGGCUCAAGCUCUGGCUGCGCAUGGACGACACGAAGAAGCUGCACGGCAAGUACAAGGACAACAACGCCAUCGAGUUCCUCUUCGAGCUCUACAAGGAUGUUGCAGAGGAGGUGGCCCAGGAGAUGGUGGUCCUGGGCUUUGUGAGCGAGGGUGACUACAAGCUGGUGGCCAAGGCGGUGCGGGACCGCGUGGUCACCAUCAAACGCAAGCGCGAGAAGCUGAAGCGCGCGCGGGAGGUGCCGUCGCCCGUGGAGCCAGAGCAGCCGCCCGGUGCCCUGCCUCUGCUGGAUUCCCCACUGCCACCCAGGGUCCCCACAACCAGCCCGGCCACCCCCAGCUCGAUAGACUCGCUCUCAGGCAUCGCCUCCCCACAGGAGCCCGAGGAGCCCGAGGCAGACCAGCACUUCACCUGCCAACACGUCAGCUACUCCUCCACCACCUCUGACUGCGAGAUGGAUGGAUACCUGAGCUCCUCCAGCUUCAUGGACUCCCUGGACCAGGCCCAUCGCAGCUUCUCAGCGGGGGACACUGCCAGCCCACUGCCUACCCGCCCCGUGCGCUGCUUCCCCGCGAGCAUCGCGGUGCAGCUGCCCGGCGAGUGCCCGCCCUCCACCAGCGGCUUCUCCUCGCCCGUGGACAGCUAUACCUCAGAUGUGGCGUCUGGCAUGAGCGACGGCAACGAGGGGCUGUCAGCUGGCGAGCGGAGCUCCAAGCUGCCACCCAAGCGAGCCUCGGGGAAGCUGCUGCGGCGCCGAGCCCGGUCCAGGCUGCGUGUCACCAACAUCUCUGACAAGAACGACCGGGUGGUGGAGUGUCAGCUGCAGACCUACAACAACAAGAUGGUGACCUUCAAGUUCGACCUGGAUGGGGACAGCCCAGAGGAUAUUGCAGCCAUCAUGGUCCACAACGAGUUCAUCCUCAAGUCGGAGCAGGACGGCUUCAUCCAUCGCAUCCGGGACAUCAUCCAGCGCGUGGAGACCCUGCUCCGGAAGGAUGGGCACGUUGCUGCCGAGCUGCCUGAGAGCCCCGAGGCCGAGUGUCCCACAGGCAGACCGGCGGACCUGCAGCUGCAAGAGCACUCUCAGUCCAUCUCCUCCUCAUCCUCACUCAGCGACCUGGGCUCCACCAGCCCCAGCCUCUUGAUCCAAUCCCCGCUGCAGCUGUUGCUGAGCAGCUCAGUGUCAGAGAACAACCACGCCAGCCCCGUGGAGCCACCACCAGCCACGACUGCCGAGCUGCCCCUCACACUGCUGGACUCCCCCACAGGCUCCGUGCAGACCCAGCCCUUCGUCUCCAUGGCUCCCUCCUGGCUGGCAGCACCACCGGCGUUCCCGCAGACUCCCCCGAGCCCCCUUGGGGAGCCCAUGCCACAGGCCCUGCCCCAGGUCCCCCUGUCCCCGCUGCUGUUCCCCAUGUCUCCUGAGCUCAGCAGCCCCCCAAUCCCCAUUAUGACCAGCACACCGUGGUCUGCCACCACCUCACUCAUGUCCCUGGCCAAUGUCUUCUCCCUGGCAGUGAUGAGUGUGGCCCACACGCUGCUGCCCGCUGUCUCCUCCAUUGCCAGCUCGGGUGGGCACUUCUACAACCCUCUGCUGCCACGGCCACAGAGCCUUGUCCUGGGGCCCCCACGUUUUGUCUACUCAGAUCUCACCACCACGCCCAAACCAGCCCAAAUCUGUGAUGAGACACUGGAGUUGGCGGAGGCCAAUGUCCCCACUGCUGGGGGGCCUGUGCCAUUCUCUCUCCCAGCCCCACUGUGCCCCACAGAUGGUGGGGCUGGGGGGAGUCACCCAUCACCACUGAUCUCGUCCAUGCCAGCGAGCCCGGAGGGCAGCAUGGUGCUGCCCGACUCCCAGCCCACCUACCCGCUCAUCAUCUCAGAGUCACCAGCCCCCGGAGUGCCCAAGGCCCAGCUCUCGCCCAUCAGUGAAGAAGCCAAGCCCCAGAUCCUGGGCCGGUUCCAGGUGAUGACAACCAAGGACCUGGUUGCCACUUCCCUGGGGUCAGGCAGCAGCAAGGGUGAGCAGCACAACGUGGAGACAACGAACGGUCCCACGCUGCCCUCGCCCACCAGCGCUGGCCCCAGCUUAAGCAGCGACCCGGACUUGGCACUGGAGACGGCGGAGCAGGGCGCCGAGGCUGAGGAGGUGCCAGCUGAGGGAGGCGCAGCCGUGCCUGCGGAGAGCGAGCGUGAUGGCCCCGUGGAGGAGGGCACGGAGAACGCGCCGCAGGCCGUGCUGAGCCAGGUGUGGCUGAGCUACUCCCGCAGCAUGUCCUACCUGAGCAGCGAUGACACCGAGAGCGAGGACGAGGAGAUCUGUGAGGAGCUGCAUAACCUGCGCCAGAAGCACCUGGCCGAGGUGCAGCUGCUGCAGAGCGCCCAGAAGAAGGAGAUCGAGGAGCUGUACAUGCGGAUGGGCAAGCAGCCACCGCUGGGCAUCGUGUCCCCGGCCGCCAUGCUCUCUAGCCGCCAGCGCCGCGUCUCCAAGGGCAGCUUCAACCCCUCGCGCCGCAACAGCCUGCAGCGCCUGGAGCUGGCGCAGCCCCCAGGUAUCAUGCGCCGGAACUCGCUGAGCGGCAGCAGCACGGGCUCGCAGGAGCAGCGCCUCGGCAAAGGGCUGACCUUUGUUGACGACCUGGGACGGAUGUAGCUGGCUGGCCAGGAGUGACCUCGUGAACUACCUCAACCAAGUGCCUGCUGCCCCUGGGACAGGCGAGAGCCCCUGCACCUCCCGUGAGGACAGGGCCUGGCCCAGGGGCAGCCCCUGCCCACCCACCCUAGGGAGCCUGACCUCUUGCCUUGGCUCCCCAGGGCAGCUGGGGAGCCUGACUCUGUGGCCCUUAGCCACCCACCUGCAGCAGGAUACCUGUUGCCUCUGUAUCAGAGGGAGGGCAGGCCUGUCCCAUCCUUAUCCCCUCACCUCCUCCCUCCUUGUGCCUCCUCCCUCUGUUUCCAGCCCCUUUGCUCAAGCUGGGACGAGGGCAGGCUGCCACCGUCCUUCACGGGGUUACUCCAAGCUGACACCCUGUCCUGCACCUGCACCACACAUCCACCCAUCCCCAGCUCUGCCACCACAUCACGCUGCCUUCCAGCUCUGCCCUGGGGUUGGGGAUCAAUAUGAGGGCCCAAGCCCGUUGCCCCAGGACUGCCCUGCUCACUGCCACUGUCAUCUGGUUCUGUGCAGUGGGAAGAACCAUCAGGGGCCCCUGGGAUGGCAGCGGCUGCACUUUGCUACCCACUGAGGUCUGGGAAAUGUUUUCAUAAAAGCAAAUCAAAUAUAAA